Lottia gigantea (owl limpet) is the source of this 2989-nucleotide messenger RNA. RefSeq lists its product as hypothetical. The transcript is spliced from 15 exons. The record is from RefSeq and is a predicted model, not a curated record. Gene Ontology annotation, cellular component: cytoplasm. Gene Ontology annotation, molecular function: adenylate cyclase activity. Lineage: Eukaryota; Metazoa; Mollusca; Gastropoda; Lottiidae. The coding region runs from base 32 to 2983 and encodes 983 amino acids.
GAUAGGACCCACAGUGGUUUUACUUGACGACAUGAGGAGCUGUGACCCCAAAUCCUGGGAAUAUCUCGAUCUUCUGUCUGAAUCAGCUCUCAUUAUGAUAGUAAUGGGUGUCCGCCCGAUUAUCAUUGACGAACCCACAUGUCCGGAAGCCCAAAAGUUCUUUGAGAAUCGCCAGAUCAAGACCAAAGAGGUGGACCUGAUGGAAACUCGUCACAUGACUCCGCUCGCCUGCCAGAUUCUUGAUGUUCAGCACAUCCAACGGGAGUUAGAUCUGUAUUUGAAAAUGUUAAGUCACGGAAUUCCAAAAUGGACGGAAAGGCUGAUACAACACAUGUAUGAGAGUAAACAGCUGCUGAUAGUUGAGGAAGACCACAAGCCAUCGGGUAUAUCAACCCUUUCACCCCAGACCGACCUGCUCAAUAAAAAGCCUAGUAAAGAACGAAGAGCUGCCAACAUCGACAGAAGAAAACAUGCCAUUACUUUUGAGACUAGUUUACAAACAUCCAAUGCCGAAGAAAGUUCCGGUAACACCAGUGAAAUGCUUGGAUUCCUUGGGUACGUUCAGCCAAAGACUGGGACCGUGAACCUGAGGUCGUCUGUCAUGACCAAAGUGAAGAUGGCACAGAGAGUUGCUAUUCUGGUCGAGGGAAUCAACACGAAGGACUUGAAGAUUCCAGAAGCCAUGACAAAUAUGGUUACAGCUAGGUUAGAUUCAAUGCGCGCCAUGGAUCAGCUGGUAGUCAAAUGUUGUGCAGUGAUCAAUGCUCCAUUUUCACUUGACAUUGUCAAAGCUGUUCUUCAGAAAUCCAACAUAUUCCAGGUCUCUUUGUCAAUGAAGCGUUUAUUUACAAACGGAACUUUCGAAUGUUCUGAGUACCGACGCGCCCGGAAGUUGUCUUACCUAGAUGACUCGGCAUAUUCUCAGAAUCUGUGUUAUUGUCAAAACCAAGUGUCGGCUGACUCAGACCACAUGUGCAAAAAACUCAGUUUCAGAAACUUCCUCCUUCAGACGAUGGCUAGUAAUGUUCUAAUGGCGACGCAGCGUCAUGAAAUUCACGUGCGCGUAGCGGACUAUCUUCUAGCAGACGUCAAAGAGAACCGGAAAUAUCUGCCAUUUUACUUAUUUUCGACUACGUCAUCAUCACCACCUGGAAACAGAAAGGCUUCUAAUGAUGAGGAGGUGAAACCAUUUCUAAACGCCACAGAUCUAUAUGAAGAUAUAUCUCGAUCAGGGAACACUACUGACUAUGUUCAGCAUCUCAAGAAUGGUUUUAACAGUGAGAGAAAGAACAUGCUAUCAGCUCUUCUUCCAGUAUACAGACGAGUCAAGGAACAUCUGUAUAAUGCUAAUGAGUACGGAAGACUGUUGUACCUAAUGGUGGAAGCUAGUGCUGUAUCUUUGUCCUUAGAAAAUACAUCUCAUGGUUUGUUAUUUGCGGAAGAUGCUGAAUCAGUUUUAGAGAAAAUCCUUCAAGAAAGACCGGACAUCAACUCCACCAAUUUACUCUAUACCACUGCUUGUAUCCACAGAUUGUCCGCUCAGGCUUUACGGAUGUCGGGUCGAUCUGAAAUGGGAGCAGUCCACUUGAGGAAGACUUCAUCUAUACUUAAAUUGGAUCAUCCUUCAACUCGCUUGAGUUAUCUGUUCAAAAUGUUGAAAUAUGACAAAUAUCCAACAAAGAUUCUACAGCUUGAAGAAUUCGCUAAUAUUACGCAAAGCGACUCGGAAGCAGAUCGCUAUAUUCUGGAACUAAUCAACUGUUUAAUAGAGUUCUGUCAUCAUCACAAAAUCAGAGGAGACUUCAGAAUGUUACAUCUGGAUUUAUUGAGGUUGCUUACAGUUUUAAGGGCGACAUCCCCACAUCCGAUACAGAUCUUGGAAGCCUGUCAACUUUUAUUGGAAUUCUACAGACUAAAGAAACGGUUUGACAUCAGUUUUGAUUUAGAAUUACAGCUUUUUUCAAUGAGUGUAUAUUACGUGGAGUCUAUAAGUUAUCACCAUAUUGAGAAGUUGGUAGAAUGUUUAAAACAAAGUAUUAGCAUCAGUUUAGACCAGGGAAUGGUUCAUAAAGCUCUUGUUUCGGGACGAACUGCAGCAGCAAUAUCAAGAUUAUUUGAAGAUGAAUUAUUGAUGAUAAAAACUCUACCAACUCUGGGAAUGGCAACCAUUCUAGAUAACAGUUUAGACGAGAGUAGAGAUAUUUUAACCAAAUUAAAAGAAACUUGUUUAACUCAGAAUAAACGUAAAGAGAGAGCCUGGUAUUUCAAUCUCACAAUGGAGUUGCUGCUCAUCAGAGGUUAUUCCAUAGAAUCGUUUCCAAGAUGUCUGUCGACACUGUCUCUGUAUCUGAAGGACUAUGAUGUCGUCCACGGUGAAACUGUGGCCAGGUUUUAUUCUGCAAUGUGUAUCGCUACUUGGUAUUGUCGACAGUCUGAAUGGAAGCACGGUCAGAGAUGGUUCGACUACUGGGACUACUACCAGCCUGAACAGAUAUCUCUCCUCUCUCUGCUAGCCAGAUUGAAGAAACUCGAGUGUAUGCUGCUAUCUUUAUGGCUGUCUCUGAAUGAGGAUGUCGCCAUUUCCUUUAAAAGAAUAGAACCUGGGGUCAUACAGGAAAUCAAGCUAUUCCAGGCAGCACUAAAAGAAAUACCAGGAAUAAUACCGAGAUUCUAUCAUCACCUCGCUUAUUAUUAUCUUUUAAAAAACAAGAGAACGAAGGCGAAGAAAUAUUUAAAAUCGUCGAUGAAGAUUUCAUUCGAGCAGGGCAAUAAAUUAGACUGGGGCUGGGCUUGGAGCACGUGGAAAUCGUGGCAUGACCCAGAUUUGGCAGAAAGUGUUUCAGAAUGGAAUAAACUCAUACAAAAUCACGACAAUUCGUUCGAUUGGACUCGAACCACUGAUACUUAUACUUCUAAUAUUUAUUAUCCGUUUCCUCUACCUCCAAAUUUUAUAUAUUUCAAUAAAAAUACAAUAAAGUUAUGAAAUUUU